Messenger RNA from Eruca vesicaria subsp. sativa (arugula), 670 nucleotides. The record is from the annotation of a GenBank genome assembly. NCBI's taxonomy places the organism in Eukaryota, Viridiplantae, Streptophyta, Magnoliopsida, Brassicales, Brassicaceae.
AUGGAAGCUCAACACCAUCAUGGCAAGCCUCAAGCUGAAGGAGAAUGGUCCACAGGCUUCUGUGAUUGCUUCUCCGACUGCAAAAACUGUUGUAUCACAUGCUGGUGUCCAUGUAUUACAUUUGGUCAAGUCGCUGAGAUUGUAGAUCAAGGAUCAACCACGUGUGGUACGGCUGGGGCACUAUACACGUUGAUAAGUUGUUUUACUGGUUGCGGAUGUCUCUACUCGUGUUUCUAUCGUGGAAAGAUGAGAGCUCAAUACAAUAUUGGAGGCAGUGAUUGUGGAGAUUGCCUUAAACAUUUCUUCUGCGAGCUCUGUGCACUCACUCAACAAUACCGUGAACUCAAGAACCGUGGCUACGAUAUGAAACUUGGAUGGGCCGGGAACGCACAGCUGCAACAGAACCAAGGCGUGGCGAUGGGUGCUCCAGUCUUCCAAGGCGGCAUGACCCGCUAAAGACCCCCUGAAUAUAUAAUUCAUUUAGUCAUAUAAUAAAGUGAGGUUUAAUCCUCUGUGUGGAUUUGUGUAAUAUGAUUGUUAUGAUUUAUGAAAGUGAUUGUAUAUGUUUGUAUAAUACUCGGUCAAGAAUAUGACACAUGCUAACAUGUCAUAAUACGUCUUUGAUUAAUUUGGUUUGGUCGAGAUUGUUAUUGUUGAGGUUGAAUAGUCU